Esox lucius (northern pike) is the source of this 2708-nucleotide messenger RNA. It is a transcript of the gene herpud2, whose product is annotated as HERPUD family member 2. Gene Ontology annotation, molecular function: protein binding. Gene Ontology annotation, biological process: endoplasmic reticulum unfolded protein response. The transcript has 9 exons. Lineage: Eukaryota; Metazoa; Chordata; Actinopteri; Esociformes; Esocidae. Bases 1219 to 2457 code for a protein of 412 amino acids. The record is from RefSeq and is a predicted model, not a curated record.
CCUGUGUCAAGACAAUAACCUAGACAAUUAUACGUUGCAUAGUCAAACGUCAUUUACCUAUCUAGCUAAUGCAUCUUUUGCCAAUUAUUGGCAUGUCGAAGGCUAGUCGAUGCAAGAAUAGCUAGUUACAACAGUAAUUUGAUAUUACAAACUUAACGGGUGCUUUAAAGGCUAAUUGCAGAUAAUUUGUGAGACGAAAGCCUAUCAGCUAUCUCAAAUUCAUAUCGUGCAAUAACUAUACAUAGCUAAUAUUGUAGCUAGCUAGAUGGCUAGUGUAAACAAACAAGGUAGCUAGUUAGCUAGCUAGCUUCCGCUCUGGCUGGGUGUGUGGCUUGUUUUGACAGCUGUCUGUGAAGAUGACGCCACGCGACAGGUGCUCUGAAGUCUCGGACGUCUGUGGUUUGGUCAGGGCAUGUCAGUAGCUGAGUAACUCAGCUCAUUUUCCUUGUAGCGAUUGACUUAAGAGAAAAAUGAGUUAAGUUAUCUGUUUUGAAUAUGUUGUCAGGGUCCUUCUGGGCUAAGCAUACUCGUAACUCGCUUUCGUUCUGUAGCUAGUUUUACUAUCUGAAGUGCGAUCAGUGUUAACGUUACGGCUAGCAAGAGACAGUAUUGAUUCCCCACCAGAUGAUGGCACUUAGAUAAAUGUAGCUACUUUUUGAAUACGCCUAGAUACCUUUUAUUUUUUGUCCUGUACAACUGCGGUCCUUCAUGUGCGUUCACAAAAUAAAUAUAUUUUAAUAAAAUCAAUUGUGGAAGGUAUUUAACCAAUAUCGUUUGGGCCAUUUGAAUUCCAGUUUACCAAGUAAGGUAUGUCCGACAAUCAAAUUUGGAUUGGAAGCCGUUUUUAUAGAUGAACUGGGAUUCUGUAGAACAGAAAGUUAGUGUUUGUGUUACAUAAACCUUAUUAAAAGUAUGAAUUGAAACCCUCUCAAGUACAGCGGUUGAACAGGACAAGUACGACUGUUGAAACCCACGAAAGAUAGCUGCUUCACUAUUGCAGUGGGAAGAAGAUCCCCACCAGGCAAGAGUCUGUCAACCCACAAAUGACAGUUAUUUAGAGGGGAAAUGACCUUGUCCACAACAUAAUUUUUCUAAGCUGGAGUUGGGGUUGCAAGGAUGAGGAUCUGAGGGAAUCUUUUGCCUCACUUGUAGGAGGCAAAUCCUUACUUUUCCUGUCCCUCAACAAAAAUCCUAAGAUUCCCCCCAUUAAUAUGAACCAUGGACUCAGGCGCAGUUGACAGUCCUGUUACCUUAGUCAUCAAGGCCCCCAACCAGAAGUAUGACGACCAGACGAUAAACUGUUUUCUCAACUGGACGGUGGAGAAACUGAAGAGUCACAUCUCUAAUGUGUACCCAAGCAAGCCGUCAUCAGAGGAUCAGCGCCUGGUGUACUCGGGACAGCUCCUCCAGGACCACCUACAGCUGAGGGAUGUCCUAAGGAAGGAUGGGUAUCACAUGAUGCACCUGGUAUGUGCCUCGCGAACCCCCCCAGUGUCACCCAUGCCUGGCAGCCCCGCCCCUGUGACCUCUGACCCCAGCGCCAUGAGUUCAGAAACUACUGGCUCCAAUUCCCAAGCUCCAACACUAAAUCAGGACAGACAGCCCGCAUCCUCCUCAAUAGCAGGAAGUUAUGAUGGACUCCGGCAUCGUGGAGGAUUCCCACCGUUCAACUCUCCAAACCCUACCUCCACUGGAAUAACGCAAUGGCCAGAUGGGACCCAGGUCCCUGUACAGGGGGGAGGUACAGCUGCAGGUGUCUCCCCCCAGCCCAUGUACAUGUCCAUGCAGGUGCUCUGGUGGCAACAGAUGUAUGCACGCCACUACUACCUGCAAUAUCAAGCAGCAGUGGCAGCUUCCCAGCCCCCCUCCACUCCUCCUUAUUCCUCCAGUCCCACCCUCUCCCCCGAACCUGCACAGCCCAAUGAGCCCCCGGCUCCUCUCGGGCCAAAUCCCGCCCCUAACCCCAUCCCUGAGGACAGGCCGGCCAAUCCCAACAUCCAGAUGAAUGCGCAGGGCGGGGCUGUGCUUAAUGAGGAUGAGUUGAACCGUGAUUGGCUGGACUGGAUGUACACGGUGUCCCGCGCCGCCAUUUUGCUCAGCAUCGUGUAUUUCUACUCUUCCUUUAGCCGCUUUGCCAUGGUGAUCGGUGCCAUGCUAAUGGUCUACUUGCACCAGGCGGGUUGGUUCCCUUUCAGACCAGACUUCCAGAACCAGAGGCGAGGAGGAGGGUUGGGUCAUCAGGAGCAGGCAGAGAGACACCAGGACCUCCAGGAGAUGGAGCGGAUUAUGGAUGAAGGCCUGGAGGAUGAGGAUGGUGACAGUGGAGAAGAAGGCCCAGAUGACCCUGGCACCCCCACAAGCCCCCGCCACCCGGGCUUUCUGGCUUCCGCCUGGUCCUUCAUCCGCACCUUCGUCACGUCCCUCAUCCCAGAGGGACCCCCCCACCCCGCCAACUAGAACAGAGAUGGGGAUGCCCCAUCAACAACCCCCAUGCUGCCAACUAACAGACUCAAAGAGCCGAGAACUGUACAUGGGGUAGAAAUGUGGAAUUAAUUGGUGGACAUCAAACAAGCCCUUAUACUAUGUCAUGUUAAAUCAAGCUAACAAAACUUUCUGCUUUGAGCUCACAAAGUGGUACACUCACACACGAAUAGUUUCUGUUCAUUCAGAUAUCGAUGGCAAUAAAGGCCUUCAAGGAUUUUAUCUUC